AUCUAUAUAAAAGUUCAAUUGUAAUUAUUGAAAAAGUAGAAAUAAUAAUGCUUAACAAAAUUGACACUCGAAAAAAAAAAAAAAAAAACCCCAAAAAAAUCGAUUAUCUCCUAAAAAAUUCCACAACCAACCUUGAGAAUUUCCCUUUCUGGGCCUUGAUGGCCAGGGACGGGCUCUACCAAAAUUCUUCCGACGACCCCAAUUCGUCGUUCGACGACGAAGACGACAAUUCCGUUAUCUCCAAGGAGGAGUCCGAGCUCGAGAAAGAGAUCAAACGUCUCAUCCUCACCGGGAACUCUGACCGCCUUAAGCCCAACUCCGGCCAAGCCGUCACCGUCGGCGACCACCACGCCUACGUUGGCUUUCACGAGGAGAACGGCUCCGAUAAUCGGGUGUGGGAAUGGCACGGCCACAGCUUGCGGUUUGAUAAUGAAAAUGGAUAUAGGCCUGAGUGUACCUAUGGCAGUUGCAUUGAGAGGCUUCCAUCUAAUAGGAGUGGAACUGUUGAUGGAGAGGAGGCUGAAGAGGAGAAAGAGGGGGAAAAGGUGGUGGCAAAUUUGGGGCUUAGGCAUUUGAUUGACGGUGGUAAGGCUGAUCGGGGUAUAAGUCGGGUUCUUCAUCGCAACAUUGAUGCUGGUUCUUCUUCGGGUACUGCAAGGGCCAUCCGGUGA
Messenger RNA from Morus notabilis, 671 nucleotides. RefSeq lists its product as uncharacterized. The record is from RefSeq and is a predicted model, not a curated record. The coding region runs from base 48 to 671 and encodes 207 amino acids. NCBI's taxonomy places the organism in Eukaryota, Viridiplantae, Streptophyta, Magnoliopsida, Rosales, Moraceae. The transcript has a single exon.